GAAGAUGGCAGAGAGAGUGACUUGGUGGAGAGCGUUUAUGGGGAGCAGUAAGAGAAGUAGCAGUGGUACCAAGGACAUCACCACAGCCACUCAGCUCCCCGACACAGUGAAAGACCCUCUGACGCCCCACGCGCAGGGACUCCUAGCUACACCACACUCAACAGCCUCCAAACUCCCAACCAACCAACAGCCACCAGCAUCACAGCAACCACCAGCAUCACAGCACCCACCAGCAUCACAGCAGUCACCAGCAUCACAGCAGCCACCAGCAUCACAGCAGUCACCAGCAUCACAGCAGCCACCAGCAUCACAGCAGCCACCAGCAUCACAGCAGUCACCAGCAUCCCAGCAGCCACAGGCAGAGCAGUCACAGGCACCAGUCAGUACAGGCACCAGCCUCUUCAGCGACGAGACCUUCGAUGACUCCCAGUUUGAGUCGGUCUUCAACGAACAGACUUGUCGUAGGAACCUGAGGGUGUCUCGGUCAGGCCGGUUUAAGGAGAAAAAGAGGGUACGCUCCAGUCUUCCUACUGAGAAAGAGGACGUACGAUAACGAGGAUGGUGAUGAUGAGGGAGACAGUGGCCAAAGACUGCUCUUACUUCUGACCUUUACUUCAACAUGGCCGUCCGUUCUGGGGGAAGAGGAAGGUAGAUGAAGAUGCAUUGUAAGUUGAAGAUAAGUUGAGGGUAAGUUGAAGAUACGUUGAGGGUAAGUUGAAGAUACGUUGAGGGUAAGUUGAAGAUACGUUGAGGGUAAGUUGAAGAUAAGUUGAGGGUAAGUUGAAGAUACGUUGAGGGUAAGUUGAAGAUACGUUGAGGGUAAGUUGAAGAUACGUUGAGGGUAAGUUGAAGAUACGUUGAGGGUAAGUUGAAGAUAAGUUGAGGGUAAGUUGAAGAUAAGUUGAGGGUAAGUUGAAGAUAAGUUGAGGGUAAGUUGAAGAUAAGUUGAGGGUAAGUUGAAGAUACGUUGAGGGUAAGUUGAAGAUACGUUGAGGGUAAGUUGAAGAUACGUUGAGGGUAAGUUGA
This is a messenger RNA of Salvelinus fontinalis (brook trout), 1026 nucleotides long. RefSeq lists its product as uncharacterized. The transcript is spliced from 2 exons. The record is from RefSeq and is a predicted model, not a curated record. Bases 5 to 553 code for a protein of 182 amino acids. NCBI's taxonomy places the organism in Eukaryota, Metazoa, Chordata, Actinopteri, Salmoniformes, Salmonidae.